This is a messenger RNA of Culicoides brevitarsis, 3263 nucleotides long. RefSeq lists its product as uncharacterized. The transcript has 4 exons. Lineage: Eukaryota; Metazoa; Arthropoda; Insecta; Diptera; Ceratopogonidae. Gene Ontology annotation, molecular function: metal ion binding. The coding region runs from base 105 to 3149 and encodes 1014 amino acids. Gene Ontology annotation, biological process: proteolysis. The record is from RefSeq and is a predicted model, not a curated record.
UUGAUUCAACCAGAAAUUUCAUUGCAUUAUAUUUUUGGAUUUUUUUAACGCAUUUAUCAGAUUUAUACACAAAACGGAACCAAAGUCAAUUAUUUACCUUCGAAAUGGCAGGAAAUUUCAAAUUGGAAGCAAGUGUUAAAGCUAAUGGCCGAAUUCCUGUGCGAAAAUACAAGAGUGACAAGACUGGAUUGAGUGUCAUUCUCGCUGAUAUCGAAGGACCCGUUGUAAAUGGUUAUUUCUGUCUUGCAACGGAAGCACAUGAUGACGACGGAUUGCCUCAUACGUUAGAACAUUUGAUCUUUUUGGGAUCAGAAAAAUAUCCGUUCAAGGGAGUUUUGGAUCUCAUUGCUAACAGAUGUCUUGCUUCAGGAACAAACGCAUGGACUGACACAGAUCAUACGUGUUACACAAUGACAACUGCGGGAUCUGACGGAUAUCUUUCGUUGUUGCCCAUUUAUUUGGAUCACAUUUUGUAUCCAACUCUAACGGAUGCCGGUUUCAUUACGGAAGUACAUCAUAUAAGCGGCGACGGAGAAGAUGGAGGCGUUGUUUAUUGCGAAAUGCAAGGACGAGAAAAUAGCGGAGAAUCUCGUGUGCAUUUGGAAUUGUUACGAGCAAUUUAUCCCGGAUCAGGGUACUGCGCUGAAACGGGAGGCAUAAUGAAAAAUUUGCGAGAAUCAACAACGAAUGAAAAGGUCAAAGCGUAUCAUGCGCAAUUCUAUCGUCCGGAUAAUUUGACGAUUAUUGUAACGGGAAAAGUUCAACCUGAAGAUCUUUUCAAGUCGUUAGAAUCUGUUGAGCAGAAAAUCAUAAGCAAAGGAAAAUUACCUCCAUUCGAAAGACCUUGGCAAACUCCCGUUGCUCCUCUUGCUGAAUCAAAGAACAUUAAAAUCGUCUAUCCCAAUGACGAAGAAGAUUGUGGCAUCGUAGCUGUCGGUUAUAGAGGCCCAAAAGCAACAACAGAUCAUUUCACGUUAACCGCAUGCUCGAUUCUCAUGAGAUAUUUAUCUGAUACCUCUGUGAGUCCCUUGAUGCGUGAAAUGGUUGAAAUUAGUGAUCCAUAUUGCUCAAAAAUUGGCUACAAUAUUGGAGAAAACUCCGAGUCUCUGUUGUAUUUCUCCUUCGAUAACGUCUUGGUUGACAAAGUAGACAAAGUUUACGAAAAGUACUUCAGUGUCAUGCAAAAUAUAGCACAAGGCGGCGAGAAAAUCGACAUGAAACGAUUGAAAACAGUCAUCGAUAAAGCCAUUCUUGAAGCACUCAACAGUUUGGAAAGUAAUCCGCAUGAUGAUAUUGCCUUCCAUACAAUUGGUUACGUUUUAUACGGAAAUACGGAGACAGAUUUUGAUGAUCGUUUGAAUUGUAAUCGUCAACUCGAACAAUUAAAAGAAAAAGACGAAGGAUAUUGGCUUUCCUUGUUAAAGCAAUAUUUCAUCGAAGGCAAAAACGUCGUUAUUCGCGCCGUGCCAAGCAUCGAAGAACAACAACGAAUGGCAAAAGAGGAACAAGAACGCAUCGAAAAGCAACAAGCUGAUUUAGGUCCAGCUGGUUUGGAACAAAAAGAAAAAGAAGUACUUGAAGCUAUGAAAAACAAUGAAAUUCCUCCGCCCAUCGAGAUGUUAACUGACGUUGCAAUUCCGAGCAUUGAAAAAAUGAAUUUCCAUCCUUUGCAAAUUUUCCGUUCAUCUUCAAAAGUAUCUCCUCCCGGUUUGGAUUUGCAAAAAUUACCCGUUUACGCUGAAGCGUUCGAUUUGCAUUCCAACUUUGUGUAUAUUAUUACGUCACUCGACACAGAAAGCGUUCCAAAUAAACUUCGCCCUUAUUUGUUACUCUUCACAGAGCUUCUUAUGGAAAGUCCUAUUAUGCGUGACGGGAAAUUGAUUCCGUACGAAGAAGUAGUUGCUCAAUUGGAAGCUGAUACUGUCUCGACAGGCACUCGAAUCGGCUUAGAAACUGCAAGUCGUUUCACAUGCGGACCAUAUUCCAAUACAAUUUCGUUGAUGAUUCAAGUUGAACAACAAAAAUACGAAACAGGAGCAAAAUGGCUCGAAGAACUUUUGCAUCAGACGAAAUUCACUGUCGAUCGCAUCAAGGUUUCAACGUCAAAAAUGGUAAAUGAUGUCGCACAAGCAAAACGAAAGGGCAGCACAAUUGCUCGAGGGCUUCUACAAGCAAUUUAUUAUAAAAAAGACACCAAUGUUCAGCUCGUUUCUCUUUUGAAACAGCAGAAAUUCCUCAACAGCGUUCUCCAAAAAUUGGAAAAACCCGAAAGUGCUCAAACAGUAAUCGAUGAUCUCGAAGCUAUUCGAAAAACUAUUACGAAUGGAGCAAAUGUAGGUUUGCAUUUAGCUGCUGAUUGGGAAAAACUUUCGAAAUUAGGUUUCGAUUUGGCAAAACCCUUCGCCAAUAUCGUAAAGGAAAAAAUUGAAGUAAAAGCUGCUGAAAAAAUGCACGUUGUUCCUGAUUGGAAUCUCAUCAAUUAUGCAGGAAAUUUAGAAAAAUCGUAUUCUGGUUGUGUUCUCGGAAUGGGAUGCGUUGAAUCAGCUUUUCUCUAUUCAGCAGUUGCUUCUUUGACUGACUUUAUGAGUGAUGAUUUACCUGCCUUGAUGCUCUUUUUGCAAUAUUUAACGCAAUUAGAGGGUCCUUUAUGGCGUCAAAUUCGUGGACAAGGAUAUUCUUAUGGAUAUAACAUCGUCCCUCGCCCUCAUGAAGGACUUUUGUGUUUUGGUCUUUAUCGUUCAACGAAUGUUGUUGCAGCUUAUAAAGAAGCAAAACGUAUCGUUACGGAUCAAUUGAAGGCAGAUAGCGAAUGGGAUACUCCUCUUCUUGAAUCAGCACGCAGUUCCUUAAUUUUUGAGAUCAUUGAACGUGAAAAGAGUAUCGGCGAUGUCGUUGUACAGGCAUUGUUGACAACCUUUAAAGAUGUUCCCGUUGACUAUAACAAAAUUUUGGUCAAAAAAGUGAAUGCCGUCACAAAAGAUGAUCUCAAACGUGUCGGAGAAAAGUAUGUUGCUUCACUUUUCACUGCAAAAGCACGUUACAGCAUUAUUUGCCAUCCUGAUAAGGCGCAAGAUAUUAAAGCAGCAUUUGAUCAAUUGGGUCUUCGUCUGAAAUUGGAGAACUCCCUCGAAGAAAGCAUUUUGGCCUAAAACGUACUAUUUAUAAAAUAUACGUGCUUAAUAUACUGAAAUUAUUGAAGUAUUAACGAAUUUCCUUCUCAAAACAAACAUUUUAAAGUUUAUAAAAGGCAUUUGAAAUCUAAU